CUGGAAUUGGGGAAGUUGAUGAUGAGAUUCAUGAAAUUGUGAAUAAUAAUUCACUAGACGGAGUUUUAAAUUCUCAUGUACAAUGGCUUCCUGGAAAACGACAUGGCAGUGAGGGAUUUCAAAAUGUCUCAAAGUUCGAAAGAGAAAGACCCGGCUUGGCGAUAUGGCGAUAGAGUUAAUGAGAAGAAUACAAAUGUCGUAUGCAAGUUUUGUAACAAGACGACAACGGGUGGAAUUUAUCGCUUUAAAUACCAUCUUAUUGGUGGCGAUAGAAAUGUCACAAGUUGUCCGAAAUGCCCACCGGAGGUGAGGAAAGAAAUAAAGAAUUUUGUUGAGAAGAAGAAGGAGCUAAAAAAUCAAAUGAGUCAUCAACCAAUGGUGACCAAUCUUGCUGCUGCUGAUGAUGAUAUUGAAGAAUUGUCAGUUCCAACAAAACGGGGAAGAGAUGGGUCAAAGCCAUGGAUCAUCGACUAAAGGUCCUAUAGAUUGCUACUUCCCAAAGAAGCCGGAAGCAAAAAGCGGUGGAAAAGAUGUACAAAAAUUGCUAAAGACAUUUUAAGGGAUUGUGCAGUUAGAGCUUUUGCACGAUGGGUCUAUGAUGCUGGGCUCCCCUUCAAUUGUGUCAACUAUGACACUUUUGGAGACUUUAUUGAGGCCGUUGGUCAAUACAGACCUGGAAUGAAGCCUCCCACUUAUCAUGAAAUAAGAGGCCCUUAUCUAAAUAAAGAAGUGGAGGAGACUAAUAAAAUUGUUGAGGAGCAUAAAGUUGUGUGGAACAAGUAUGGUUGCUCCAUUAUGAUGGAUAAGUGGACGACAAGAACGGGGAAAAUGAUUAUUAAUGUGUUGGUGAAUUCUCCCGGGGAAGUUUGUUUCUUGAGUCCAUUGAUGCUAGCGACACAUCCACUGACCACAUCAAAAUGUUCACCUUGUUUCAUAACACCAUCGAAAAGAUUGGCCCAAGCAAAGUUGUUCAAGUGGUCACUGAUAAUGCAAGUGAAAAUGUGAAAGCGAGUGGCAUGAUUGAAGGAGUGUACAAGAAUGUCUAUUGGACUCCAUGUACGGCUCAUUGUAUCAACUUGAUGUUCAGGGACAUUUUCAAGGAAAAACCCUUCUCUACAGUUUUUGGCCAGGGCGUUAGGGUACAUUCUUAUAUUUCUCAACGGCCCUUGUUAUUGAAUAUGAUGAGAAGAUUCACCAUGCAAAAAAAAUUGGUGAAAUCGGGCAAGACAAGGUUCGCCACUGCUUUCUUGACUUUGCAUAGUAUUCACUUGCAAAAAGACAAAUUGACAAAGAUGGUCACUUCAGAGGAAUGGAACAAGAGUAAAUUUGCUAAGGAAAGUGUGGGGAAAGAGGUUGCACGCAUUAUUCUUUCUUAUUCUUUUUGGAAUAAUGUCCUUCAUGCUCUUAAAAUUGGUGGCUCUUUAGUUAAAGUACUCCGUUUGGUGGAUGGGGAGCAAAAACUACCAAUGAGCUACCUCUAUGAAGUUAUGGAUAGGGUCAAGGAGGCUAUUCAAGCAUCAUUCACUGAUGAGCAGAAAUAUGCAAAGGUCUUUCUGAUCAUUGAUGCAAGAUGGAAUGAGCAACUUCAUAGACCUUUGCAUGCAGCUGGACUUAUUCUGAACCCAUCACUAUUUUAUGAUCAGCAUGAAAAUAAUUCAUUGGCUAAAGAAGUGGACAAGAUUCCAUCAGGUUGUUAUCAAGUUGACCCCAGAUGAAAGACUUGCAAGAAAAGAUAGUAUAUCAGCUUGCUACUUACAAGGCAGCUAAAGGACUUUUUAAGCUCCGACUUGCUAUUAAACAAAGGAAGACGAAGUCGCCAGUGCAGGAUGAUGCUUCUAUUUCCUGGAGAAAAAGAAAGAAACACUUCUUUAUUUUGAGUCACUCGGGAAAACCAAUAUACUCAAGAUAUGGAGAUGAACACAAGCUCGCUGGAUUCUCUGCCACUUUGCAAGCCAUCAUAUCAUUUGUGGAGAAUGGGGGUGAUCGAGUCAACCUGAUCAGAGCUGGAAAGCACCAGGUAGUAUUUCUUGUGAAGGGACCUAUUUACUUGGUUUGCAUAAGCUGUACAGAAGAGCCUUAUAUGUCACUAAGGGGGCAACUAGAGCUCCUAUAUAAUCAGAUGAUACUUAUCCUUACAAGGUCUGUAAAUAGAUGUUUUGAGAAGAAUGCAAAAUUUGAUAUGACACCUCUGCUCGGAGGAACGGAUGUCGUCUUCUCUUCUCUUAUCCAUUCUUUCAGUUGGAAUCCAGCCACUUUUCUCCAUGCAUACACAUGCCUACGACUUGCUUAUGCAACAAGGCAAUCUGCUGGGGCCAUCUUGCAGGAUGUAGCUGAUUCAGGGGUCUUGUUUGCUAUGUUAAUGUGUAAACACAAGGUUAUCGGUCUCGUUGGUGCCCAAAAAGCCUCUCUUCACCCUGAUGAUAUGCUAUUGCUAUCCAAUUUUGUUAUGUCUUCUGAAUCAUUUAGGACAUCAGAAUCCUUCUCACCUAUUUGUCUACCAAGAUUCAAUUCCAUGGCAUUUUUAUAUGCUUAUGUGCAUUACCUUGAUGGUGACACAUACUUAAUAUUGCUGAGUACAAGUUCAGAUGCCUUUUAUCAUCUUAAAGAUUGCAGGAUUCGUGUUGAAAAUGUACUUUUGAAGUCCAAUGUGCUCGGUGAAAUUCAAAGAUCCAUGGUAGAUGGUGGCAUGCGCAUUGAAGAUUUACCUGAUGACCGUGGUUCCCGUUCUGGAGCAGUCUCCCCUCAUUUGGGUCAGCCUGGACAUGCAACGUAUUCAUCAGAGAGAUUCGACGAAGCAUUCCUAGGUGUUGGUGGCCCUGCUGGACUUUGGCAUUUUAUAUAUCGAAGUAUAUAUCUUGACCAGUACGUCUCAUCAGAGUUUUCCUCACCAAUAAACAGCAGACGACAGCAAAAAAGGUUAUAUAGAUCUUACCAGAAGAUUUAUGCAUCGAUGCACGAAGAAGGAAUUGGGCCCCACAAAACUCUGUUUAAAAGGGAUGAUAAUUAUGUUCUCUUGUGCUGGGUUACCCCGGAUUUCGAACUUUAUGCUGUAUUUGAUCCUCUGGCAGACAAGGCUCUUGCAAUUAAAACUUGCAAUAGGGUAUGUCAGUGGAUCAAGGAUGUAGAAAAUGAAAUUUUCUUGUUGGGAGCGAGCCCUUUUUCAUGGUGGACUGUUCCAGGCAAUACUUCAUUGCCAGAGUUUGCAGAGAUAUCUUUAUGAAUUCUCUUCAAAGGUUUUGGUGAAUUUGGACGUGGCGUCACAUUGGUUUAAAUGCUUAAGACGAGAAUUGCAAAAGGAUAUAAUUCCAUCUGCGGCUUGGAUGUUACCCACGUUAACGUUGUAACUGAGCAUCUGAACUGGGGAAACAAUAUGAUUGUAGCUUCCUGGGUGGAGAAGCAAUUUUAAGGUUUUCACAAGGAAUCGUACAAUCUCAUCAUUCAAACUUGAGCAAAUCGACUGCAUGAAAGAGAAGCAGAGAAGAAUAAAACCCAAAGUAUUUGUAAAAAAUUGGACACUUGUUUCAUAUACAAGAGAAAGUUCGGUGGAUGGGCUGGAAACAAUUAGGUAGCGGACAUUAACUAUUGCAUUGUUUUGUUCUCCGUUAAAGUUCGGUGGAUGGUCUGGAAACAAUUAGGUAGCGGACAUUAACUAUUGCAUUGUUUUGUUCUCCGUUAAAGUUCGGUGGAUGGUCUGGAAACAAUUAGGUAGCGGACAUUAACUAUUGCAUUGUUUUGUUCUCCGUUAAAGAUAUGCUACAGAAUAGAUGUACCAGAACAGUCGUCUUAGUAUGGAUUUCAUUUUACUAACUGACUCUCGGAUACCAUAGUCCAUAAAAUCAAUUACUAUAUUGCAAUACAUCGCGGUUAUUAUUGA
Nicotiana tabacum (common tobacco) is the source of this 3874-nucleotide messenger RNA. Its product is annotated as vacuolar fusion protein MON1 homolog. NCBI's taxonomy places the organism in Eukaryota, Viridiplantae, Streptophyta, Magnoliopsida, Solanales, Solanaceae. Gene Ontology annotation, biological process: protein targeting to vacuole; vesicle-mediated transport. The record is from RefSeq and is a predicted model, not a curated record.